UGACUCUCUUCACAGAUUAAUAAUCCUUGAAUAUUUAAAUGGGAAGAGAUAACGAGACUUGGGUGAGUGAAUUUAUUCUCCUUGGCCUGUCCAGUGACUGGGACACUCAGGUCUCCCUCUUUGUCCUGUUCUUAGUCAUGUAUGUGGUGACCAUGCUGGGGAACUGUCUCAUUGUUCUUCUGAUCAGGCUGGACAGCCGACUCCAUACUCCCAUGUAUUUCUUUCUCACCAACCUCUCCCUCGUUGAUGUCUCCUAUGCCACAAGCAUAGUCCCUCAGCUACUGGCGCAUUUUCUUGCAGAACAUAAAGCCAUCCCGUUCCGGAGCUGUGCAGCCCAGUUAUUUUUCUCCCUGGCCUUGGGUGGGAUUGAGUUUGUUCUCCUGGCAGGGAUGGCCUAUGACCGCUAUGUGGCUGUGUGUGAUCCCCUGCGAUACUUGGCCAUUAUGCACAGAGGACGGUGUGCUAGGUUGGCCGUCACAUCCUGGGUCAGUGGAUCCAUUAACUCUUUCAUGCAGACCACCAUCACCUUUCAGCUGCCCAUGUGCACAAACAAGUUUAUUGAUCACAUAUCCUGUGAACUUCUAGCAGUGGUCAGGCUGGUUUGUGUGGACACCUCCUCCAAUGAGGUUGCCAUCAUGGUGUCUAGCAUUCUUCUUCUGAUGACACCCUUCUGCCUGGUUCUUUUGUCCUACAUCCGGAUCAUCUCCGCCAUCCUAAAGAUCCAGUCCAGAGAAGGAAGGAGGAAAGCCUUCCACACAUGUGCCUCUCACCUCACGGUGGUUGCCCUGUGCUAUGGCAUGGCCAUUUUCACUUACAUCCAGCCCCAUUCUGGUCCCUCUGUCCUUCAGGAGAAGUUGAUCUCUCUCUUUUAUGCCAUUUUGACACCAAUGCUGAAUCCUAUGAUUUACAGCCUAAGGAAUAAAGAGGUUAAGGGGGCCUGGCAUAAACUAUUAGGGAAAUUCUCUGGGUUAACAUCAAAGCUGGCAACUUGACUCGUGAGCAUAACUUCGAGAAAACAGCUUUGCCUCAUUGUUCUCCACCCAACACAGAUUUGACAGGUAUAAACUAUGUUGCCCUGGCAACCAGGAAGGAGAUGAUGCAGCAUGUACUGAGGACGUUAUGUAGGAGGCUGAGUGGUUGAGAUAGGGUGUGAGAUGUGUGGUAGUUUUAUGUCAUAAUUAGUGGAGUAUGGCACUGCCACCUUAGACCUGUCACAUUAUUUAGUCUCCAUUUCUUUGUCUUGAUAGUAAUUGGAAUAAACUGUACCACAUUAUUAUACUGUUGGGUUUGUUACAUUGUUUGUAAUCAUGGACCUACACCUAGCUCUUACACUGAAUAACUGGUUAUUUUUCCAUAUUUCAGAAAGGUUAUAAUGUUUGUCUUGGGUCAAAUGCAUAUUCACUGUUGAAAAUUUGCUCACAAUAAUACACGAUGUAAGUCGCCACAUACAAUAUAUUUGUGAUUCAUGGAGAAACAUCAAUUAAAGAUCUUGCUCACUCUGA
Molecule: messenger RNA, 1502 nt
Organism: Cebus imitator (Panamanian white-faced capuchin)
Lineage: Eukaryota; Metazoa; Chordata; Mammalia; Primates; Cebidae
Product: olfactory receptor 2F1
Exons: 1
Coding region: 39-992 (317 amino acids)
Biological process (GO): G protein-coupled receptor signaling pathway
Cellular component (GO): membrane
Molecular function (GO): olfactory receptor activity; G protein-coupled receptor activity
Source: RefSeq, a predicted model, not a curated record